Helianthus annuus (common sunflower) is the source of this 1521-nucleotide messenger RNA. RefSeq lists its product as uncharacterized. Gene Ontology annotation, molecular function: small ribosomal subunit rRNA binding. The record is from RefSeq and is a predicted model, not a curated record. Bases 348 to 905 code for a protein of 185 amino acids. NCBI's taxonomy places the organism in Eukaryota, Viridiplantae, Streptophyta, Magnoliopsida, Asterales, Asteraceae. The transcript has 7 exons. Gene Ontology annotation, cellular component: small-subunit processome; nucleolus.
AUGUACUUCUCUUCUCACAUUUCUCAAAACAAUUCUAGUCAAAGUGAAGAUAUAUGUUAUUCUAACCUUCUCUUAAUGUAUUCAUGCGUUUAGGCAACAUCAUUGGUUCCAAGGGGUAAGAAGGGGGUGCUGAUUGGGAGUUUAUAUUACCUAAAUUACCCCUUGGAAAACAUAAUAACGGACUUCAAAUACCCUCUCGUUCUACACUCUCUCCCUCUACAAACACUUUCUCUCUCUACAAUGCUCUCGCUAACAGAAUAACGGACUUCAAAUACCCUCUCGUUCUACACUUUCCCUCUCUACAAACACUUUCUCUCUCUACAAUGCUCUUGCUACAAUAAGCUUUGAUGUCUUCAAAAGAAGUUGCAGAUUUCGUGAAAUGUAACAGGACACGUCGUGUGGAUCCUGUUGCACUUGUGUUUUACAAAGAAUCACUUGGUGUUGGUGAAGGGUUGACCGUUUUAUGUGAUGUUUCGUUCAUAAAGUGGUAUUUCUUAAACGAAGGAAACUCUCCUUCUCGUUCACUGGGAAAGCUUUUAGAGGUAGAGCAUUAUAGCUUAGUUACAACAGGAUGUGUUCAAGAAGCUAUGGAUCUUUGGUACAAACUUGAUGGUGACCAUAAAUCUCCAAAAGUGGCUGGUAGGGUUGAAGUAAUGAGAAAUAUGUCGUGUUUUUGCGGUCACAUAGCUGAGUAUAUAAAUCCUAAAGAAUGCAUUGAAGAAGAGUUUAAAGAGCAACAUACUAGGGAGUACUUUUUUGCUAGUGUCGAUAAGGUUCUUAUUGCUAAGAUUAAGAAGCAUGGAACACCUGUUAUCACCGUUUCAAAAGGAAAACUCAUCCUCUUGCAACCGACAAGGGCUGAAAAAAGGCUACUAGAAGUUGCUAAAGAAACACGGAUACAGUGACUUAAUUCUUUUACAUCAGUUUCUCUUCCUACGGUUUGAUGCAGGAAAUACUAAAUCAGUUGCCAUAAAGAAAAUUUGAAGGUGAAUCAACUGAGAAGAAAACUGAGGUGAAAGCUUCAAAUAGGAGGAGGAGGAUGAUUCGUAAAAAGAAGGUUUCUUGGCCCCUAUUCAAGUCCUUUUUCAAGUUAAGGACUCAAAUGAAAGGGAAUCACAGGGGAUUGGUUAAGCAUUGACAGCCUCAUGUCCUAAGGGGUUAUCUUGGUUUUCAAAAUGGCAACCUAUUAUUUCUCAAGGGAAUGAAGUUCUAUAUCACAUUAUGCUAAUGUAACAAUGAAGUCCACUGUUGGAUUCUUAGUAUGCUAGCCAGUUAAGCUUCACCAUCCACUACUUUACUCUAUGACAGUACCAUCCACUACUUUACUCUAUUACAGUCUACUGUGAUAAUGUGCAUCUUUCAAGCACCCAGGUGCAACAUCGAUGUGCAUAUUUGUUUUGUCUUGUCUUGGAAAAGGUUAUAUAUUUUUGAAAUCCUUUCUAGACAAGUUUAACUAAUAUGUAACUAAUUAUCUCGUAAUUAAAACUACAAAAAAAUCUGAGAAUCAACAUGUUAAGCUUU